GGCCUGAGGGAGUUGUCCCGGAUUCCUGUUCUUUCUGAAGGGGCUCUGAGACACCUCAAAUGCCGCGAGACUGAAGAGCAGACGUCGGAGAUUAUUAUGUCGAUUUUCCGAGAACCCGGGUUCUCUGCGCGGAAUAGAAGGAAAGGCUGAGUCCUCAGGGGUCUCGCCGGCAUUUGAUACCAGGGAGACCCCCAGGAUUGUCCAAAUUGCCGUGGACCAGCAAUUGUCCUAUACUUACAUCCUGCAUUUUAAAAGAAAAUAUCUUCAGUUUGCUUGAAUGCCAUCAAUAAUACACUCUCCCCGGUGCAGCGACUUCGGCUUCUUCUUUCAAAGUAUGUUUUAUGUUUUUGCCAAAUAUGAUCUCUAAUUGAAAGUUUAUUUUUGGUUUUGGAUGAAUCUGUGGAGCUUAUGCUGUAAGAAAAAAGGGGGAACAAGACACAAUGAAAGAAAAGUCCAAAAAUGCUGCUCGGACUAGGAGGGAGAAAGAAAACAGUGAAUUUUAUGAACUGGCUAAAUUACUGCCUUUGCCCUCGGCUAUCACCUCGCAGCUGGACAAAGCAUCCAUAAUCAGACUCACGACCAGCUAUCUCAAAAUGAGAGUGGUGUUCCCAGAAGGGCUCGGCGAGGCUUGGGGCCACUCGAGUAGGACCAGUCCCCUUGACAACGUUGGCCGAGAACUGGGCUCCCAUUUGCUCCAGACCCUGGAUGGCUUUAUCUUUGUGGUGGCCCCAGAUGGGAAGAUCAUGUACAUCUCCGAGACAGCCUCAGUGCACCUGGGUCUUUCUCAGGUAGAACUGACCGGAAACAGCAUUUACGAAUACAUCCACCCAGCCGACCACGACGAGAUGACGGCGGUGCUCACGGCCCAUCAGCCCUACCACUCUCACUUCGUGCAGGAGUACGAGAUCGAGCGCUCCUUCUUCCUGAGAAUGAAGUGCGUGCUGGCCAAGAGGAACGCCGGCCUCACCUGUGGCGGCUACAAGGUCAUCCACUGCAGCGGCUACCUGAAGAUCCGCCAGUACAGCCUGGACAUGUCCCCCUUCGAUGGCUGCUACCAGAACGUGGGCCUGGUGGCGGUGGGGCACUCGCUGCCGCCCAGCGCGGUCACGGAGAUCAAGCUGCACAGCAACAUGUUCAUGUUCCGCGCCAGCCUCGACAUGAAGCUCAUCUUCCUGGACUCCAGGGUGGCGGAGCUCACCGGGUACGAACCCCAGGACUUGAUCGAGAAGACUCUGUAUCACCACGUGCACGGCUGCGACACCUUCCAUUUGCGCUGCGCUCACCACCUGUUGCUGGUGAAGGGGCAGGUGACCACCAAAUACUACAGGUUCCUGGCAAAACAUGGCGGCUGGGUCUGGGUACAGAGCUACGCGACCAUCGUGCACAAUAGCCGGUCUUCCAGGCCACACUGCAUCGUCAGUGUCAACUAUGUCCUCACGGACACAGAAUACAAAGGGCUGCAGCUCUCCCUGGAUCAGAUCUCAGUUUCCAAACCUGCCUUCUCCUAUGCCAGCAGCUCUACCCCCACCAUGACUGACAACAGAAAGGGGGCCAAGUCCCGGCUCUCUGGCUCAAAGUCAAAAUCUAGGACUUCACCUUACCCUCAGUAUUCGGGAUUUCACACGGAAAGAUCGGAGUCUGACCACGACAGCCAGUGGGGCGGAAGUCCCCUGACCGACACGGCCUCCCCGCAGCUCCUGGACCCCGCAGACAGGCCGGGCUCGCAGCACGACGCGUCCUGCGCCUACAGACAGUUCUCCGAGCGCAGCUCUCUCUGCUACGGCUUUGCGCUCGACCAUUCCCGGCUGGUGGAGGAGAGGCAUUUCCACAGCCAGGCCUGCGAGGGGGGCCGCUGCGAGGCGGGCAGGUACUUCCUGGGGGCGCCGCAGGCCGGGAGGGAGCCCUGGUGGGGCUCGCGCGCGGGCCUGCCCCUGGCCAAGGCCUCCCCGGAGAGCAGAGACGCCUACGACAGCAGCAUGCCUCACAUCGCCGCGGUGCACAGGCUCCACGGGCGAGGUCAUUGGGAUGAAGACAGCGUGGUCAGUUCUCCAGACCCUGGGUCGGCCAGCGAAUCAGGUGACCGAUACCGCACUGAGCAGUAUCAAAGUAGCCCACACGAACCUAGCAAAAUUGAAACUCUGAUAAGGGCCACUCAGCAAAUGAUUAAAGAAGAAGAGAACAGAUUGCAGCUAAGGAAAGCCCCAUCAGACCAACUGGCUUCCAUUAAUGGAGCUGGGAAAAAACACCCCCUCUGUUUUGCAAACUACCAGCAGCCCACACCAACAGGUGAAGUCUGCCAUGGCUCUGCUCUUGCCAGCACUUCACCAUGUGACCACAUCCAGCAGAGAGAGGGGAAGAUGCUGAGCCCCAGUGAAACUGACUAUGACAACAGUCCCACUGCAAUAUCUCGGAUAAGUAGUCCCAAUUCGGAUCGCAUUUCGAAAUCCAGUUUGAUCCUGGCUAAAGACUAUCUACAUUCAGAUAUAUCUCCUCACCAGACAGCAGGAGACCAUCCUGCCAUCUCUCCAAACUGCUUUGGCACUCACCGGCAGUAUUUUGAUAAGCAUGCUUAUACACUAACUGGAUAUGCCCUGGAGCACUUGUAUGACAGCGAAACCAUUAGAAACUAUUCCUUGGGUUGUAAUGGCUCACACUUCGAUGUAACUUCCCAUCUAAGGAUGCAGCCAGACCCAGCACAAGGACACAAGGGAACAUCUGUUAUAAUAACCAAUGGAAGCUGAUGUUUUUCUAAAAUAUUUUGUUCUUUAAGAUCUCUGAAACAUAUUUAUAGUUUAAUACCCCAUUACCAGCAUUUACUAUGCUAUAGAUUAUUAGAGGGUAAUUUAAGUUACUGGGUAUUUGAUAUGUGUUCCUAUGAAAAUCAAAGAAAAUAUAGCACUAGCAUUCAGGGUUAUGCACAGAUAUGGAGCAAAACUGAAUACACAAAUUUCCCCUCUAAUUAUAUGGAAACCAGAAUAGAUAGAUUUUCAGUUGAAAAAUACGUAUGUAGAUCAAAUGAGCAUACACACCACAUGAAAGGACUGAUGAAUGACAACCUAGCAUUGUGAUGAUCCAGCGAGCCUCACACAUACAGUCACUAGCACCAACUGCUACAUACGCUUUACAUGCAGAAACAUAGAUUGUACACCCUAAACAUACCAUAAAUGGGUAACUUUCCUUCACUCUGCCACAUUAAGCUUCUUAAAUUCCCAUUCCCCAAAUAACUAAGAAAGAGAGGGACAUGUCUUGUGAACUAAUCUCUUCUUUUUGGUUUCAAACCAGCCAGCUCCUUUGGUUCAAGCAUAAAUUAGAGCAAUGGUUGUGGAUAUGGUGCAAGAAUGAGUUUUCACCUGGUAUCCAUUAGAAGCAAUCAGGAAGUGGUAAUUUUUGGGCUUACUUUUGCAUUAGUCAAGGACCAGAAUUCCACUGACAUAGCAGAAAGGAUUUUUUUUUUAAGUAAAAGCACUGAGAUGGCAGGACACACAUCAGAACCCUGGCAUGCUCAACUGGACAUAGUUUGGUGAGGAUGGAAAGGCCAGAGGCAGAGGGAAAUAGAAUGUAUUUCAAGAUGAGCAGUUUAAGGCUGUGAACAGGUACAUGAGGUCAUUGAGGUAGUAGAGGUUUACUUAUAAAAUCAACCAAAUAAGAAAUUCAAACCAAUUCACCUAGGAAAAAAAGGCAAAAAAAUAAGGUAAACAAGCGAACGGCUACGUGAUUGCAGCGUAAGAGUUUGAAAAUAGUUCAAAGCACAGAUGUGCCCACGUGACAGCAUGUGAAAG
This is a messenger RNA of Otolemur garnettii (small-eared galago), 3779 nucleotides long. It is a transcript of the gene SIM1, whose product is annotated as single-minded family bHLH transcription factor 1. The record is from RefSeq and is a predicted model, not a curated record. The coding region runs from base 441 to 2741 and encodes 766 amino acids. NCBI's taxonomy places the organism in Eukaryota, Metazoa, Chordata, Mammalia, Primates, Galagidae. Gene Ontology annotation, molecular function: protein dimerization activity; RNA polymerase II transcription regulatory region sequence-specific DNA binding; DNA-binding transcription factor activity, RNA polymerase II-specific. The transcript is spliced from 11 exons. Gene Ontology annotation, biological process: regulation of transcription by RNA polymerase II.